AUGGGAUCGUCUCAGCAAGAACAGGCGGAGAGUCCAAAGACAGAGGAGGACAAGGUGCAGCAGCCUGGCGCUACUGCUCAGACAGAUGGCGACGAUGAGCCGGAUGAGUGGGACAAGCGAAUUUUUAGCACCGGAUGCUCUGAGGAGAAUGCCAAGAUGACGGAUUGCUACUUUGAGAAGAAGGAUUGGAGAGCGUGUACCUCCGAAAUGCAGCAGUUCAAAGAGUGCUGGAAGCGGCACGGAAACGAAGAGCGAACAUCUACCAAGGAUGCAUAG
Messenger RNA from Akanthomyces muscarius, 276 nucleotides. RefSeq lists its product as uncharacterized. Gene Ontology annotation, cellular component: mitochondrial intermembrane space. The transcript has 4 exons. Lineage: Eukaryota; Fungi; Ascomycota; Sordariomycetes; Hypocreales; Cordycipitaceae. Gene Ontology annotation, biological process: mitochondrial respiratory chain complex IV assembly. The record is from RefSeq and is a predicted model, not a curated record. Bases 1 to 276 code for a protein of 91 amino acids.